Molecule: messenger RNA, 4189 nt
Organism: Aspergillus steynii IBT 23096
Lineage: Eukaryota; Fungi; Ascomycota; Eurotiomycetes; Eurotiales; Aspergillaceae
Product: P-loop containing nucleoside triphosphate hydrolase protein
Exons: 4
Coding region: 116-4189 (1357 amino acids)
Biological process (GO): transmembrane transport
Cellular component (GO): membrane
Molecular function (GO): ATP binding; ABC-type transporter activity; ATP hydrolysis activity
Source: RefSeq, a predicted model, not a curated record
AGCCGAUCAAGCAAAUUGAGGAUGUACUGGAGGGAGGACCCCUUGUCUCGUGACCAGGGAAUGCCAGCCUCCCAGCCUUCUUGUUUACCUUUCCUCCCCCUUGAUUGAGUCUGCAAUGCGUCACUCACCACACACAAUGCCCAGUGUUGAAACGCGUUGCGCGAUUCUCCACUUCAUCGGUCUGGCAUUGGUGAUCCAACUAUGCUUGCCGGUCAUAAAGCAGACUGUCCUCUGCCUGUUCACUCGCAACAACGGAUACUCGGCCCGUGGGUGCGAUGGUAGACAUGGCGAGGGAGACGAAAAGACGUCCUGGCAUGCAGGCGGAGCAACGAGAAGGCAGAUGCGACCAUGGAUCCUGGUAGCUGUGGUUACUGGCGGCUGUGCCGUUGCUUUUGUCCGUGCCGUGAACCGUCAGAGUAGGCAGCUCGCAACCGAACCCUGGGUGCAAUGCCUAGUAUGGGUGUUCAUGUUGCUUCAAUACAUCGCAAUAGCCACGGAGCGGAUGGAUACCGCACGAGCGAGCACACUCCAAGCCGCCUUUGAUCUGGCGAAAGGACAGAUGAAGCCAUCAAAUCUAACAUUGUGGCAGAUCCUGCCGCUUUUGUACCGAAGGCACUUCAUUUGGCAAGUUGCUCUGUCAAUACCGCUAGCAUCGCUGGCGUUCGCACCGCAUGUGGCACUAGGGCAGAUGUUAUUAUUGCUUGAAUCACCCACCGAGAGACAGACUAACGCUUUUCUACUUGUCAAAUGGGCGGCGGUACUUGGACUUGGUAUUGGACUGUCAUCGUGGCUCGAAAACUGGCUGUUGUGGAUUGCUGAAUCCCGAAUAUCUAUUCCCAUGAGGCAACAAUUAUCUACCGCACUUUUCGACAAAGCUACUAGACUCACGUCUCCCAACGGGGAUGAGAAUAAGAGGGGCUCUACCAAGGCUCAUAAUGUCAUAAAUCUAGCGGCUAUUGAUGCCGCUCGAAUAGCAACAAUGGCCGGGUUCCUGUACAGCUGCAUGCUGCAACCCCUCAAAGUCAUCGUCGCUUGCAUGUUACUGAGCCAACUGUUAGGAUGGCAAAGCCUAUCGGUAGGCCUUAUGUGCCUAGUGUUAAUUUCACCACUUCACUCGGCAUGCCUCAAAAGGAUAUCGACGGCGGAGCACAGUUUGAUGAGCUGUCGGGACACCAAGAUGAGCACGGUGACCGAGGCACUUCAUGGUAUCCGUUAUAUCAAAUUUUCUGCCAUCGAGAGCAAAUGGGAAGAAAAAGUCAAUAGACUGCGCGAUAAUGAGCUGCGAGCGCAGAGGUUUGUCUUCCAUUGGCAGGUUUUGAGCUUGACACUGCACCUCCUGGGCCCAGUGCUAGUCUCGGCGGCUUCUUUGGGGAUGUAUGGCAGAUUAUAUGGUCGCCUGACGCCAUCUGUGGCAUUUCCUGCAUUUUCCAUACUUGGAUAUCUCCAAUUCACUAUUGGUAUUAUCCCGGAACUGCUUUCCGGAAUUGUAGCUGCGUGCGUGAGCAUGAAACGAGUGGAUGGAUUCUUGGAGGCCCCUGAGACAGUUCGGCAUGUGUCGCAUAAUGAUUGUAUUGGAAUAUGUGCCGAAAGUCUGAGUUAUGGUUCCGACGACUCCUCAAACCAGGUUGGAGUAUUGAACCAAGUUGAUCUGAGGUUUCCGCAUCAGAUGCUGAGCUUGAUAUGUGGUCCAACCGGUGUUGGGAAAAGCCUGUUGCUGGCGGCUCUGCUCGGUGAGUGCAAGAUUGGUACUGGAGCUGUCAAACGACCGAAGCCGGCCUUGUCCAACAAGAUAUAUACUGCCUUCCCUUCCGAGCCAUGUUGGAUCGUCGACAGCAUGAUGGCGUACGUUGCUCAAGUCCCUUGGAUUGAGGCCGGAACGGUACGUGCAAACAUUCUAUUUGGUUUGCCUCUUGAUGUCCAAAGGUAUCAAAAAGUAGUGAAUGCGUGCGCAUUGACCCACGACCUGAACGAGUUCAUAGAUCAUGACCUCACCGAUAUUGGCCCCAGUGGCGUUAAUCUCAGCGGAGGGCAAAAAGCGCGAGUCAGUUUGGCACGGGCGUUGUAUUCCAGAGCUGGAAUCCUUAUUCUGGAUGACAUUUUCAGCGCUGUGGAUGUGCACACGGCAAAGCAUGUAUUUGAACACGCCCUGACCGGGGAGUUGGCAGAAGGUAGAACCAGGGUUCUGGUUACACAUCAUGUCGAUCUUUCUUUUGGAAAGACGGAUUAUGUGGUGCAGCUGGAACAUGGGAAGGUGAAGUAUGCUGGGGAAAUUCAGGACUUGCACUCAAGCGGUGAUCUGGUACCUUUGAGAACGAAUAAGCAUCAGCCGUCAACUGUCGGAAAUGUUACUAAUGGGGAAGCUGAAAACCUCAUCAUGCCGGGGACUGAGAAGAAAUUUGUUCAGGAAGAGAAUCGGGGACAGGGCGCGACUCAGUGGUUGCUUUUCCGUCGCUACAUCGAAUACAGCGGCGAUUGGCCCCGCUGGUCCAUCCUGGCAGGUUGUUAUGUGGCGUACAAUAUAUUGAUUCUUGCUCAGUAUUGGUGGAUGAAUAUCUGGACUGCGGGCAGCGAGUCCGCGGCAAGUUAUGUUGAAACAUGGUACUAUUUUCGAAUCUAUCUUGGCCUUGCAGUGAUUGUUUGUCUGGUCGGAGCACUUCGGUCAUACAUUGCCAUGACUAUAUCGCUCCAGGCAUCGUCUCACCUGUUCCGCCGACUCUUACAUGUUGUCCUCCGGACUCGAAUGCAAUGGCUUGACACAGUCCCCGUAGGGCGUAUUUUGAACAGAUUCACGGCAGACUUUUACAUCCUGGAUUCUCGAUUGGGGCUUGACCUGACCACUCUGCUGAGUUCGGGGAUGGACUGUAUCGGUGUGAUUAUGGGUGCGGUUAUAGUCCAGCCCAUAUUGUUGCUUUUCGGCGCAUUGCUGCUCUAUGGGGCUUUUUGGUAUACUGGAAGAUACCUUGCGGCAGCCAGGGAAGUCAAGCGCCUGGAAUGUGUUGCCAGAAGUCCGAUUUACGAACAUUUCAGCUCCUCCAUGGAAGGGAUCGUGACAAUCCGAGCCUUUCAACGUACUCAACAUUACGUGACGCAAAUGCAGGAAAAGGUGGAAAGGCACGCCCAGGCCGUGUGGCACCUGGCUCUAUUCAAUCAAUGGUUUACCUUUCGGAUCAAUGCCUUGGGUGCUUUGUUCUCUCUCGUGACCGCAUUGGCAGUUAUCUGGCGAGAGGACGUGACCGGUUCAAUGGCUGGGUUUGCCCUCGUGUUUACCAAUCAUCUGUGUUUUGCACUAGUAUCACUCAGUCGCGCAUAUGCUACCCUUGAGAUGGAUAUGAACGGCGUGGAUCGCAUAUUGGAGUAUUCAGACCUCCCCACAGAAGAUGGGAGUGGUCAUAUCCCAAGUUCGGCGUGGCCCGCCGGGGGCCGUCUUGCUGUCAGCGAUCUCAAAGUUGCAUAUGCUGCUGAUUCUCCAGCUGUGCUUCGCAAUGUGACUUUUGAAGCCCUACCCGGUGAGCGUAUAGGAAUCGUCGGCCGAACAGGAGCAGGAAAGUCCUCACUGGCUCUAGCGCUAUUCCGUUUCCUAGAAGUGCCUAGAGGAGCAAUAUGUAUAGACGGUAUAGAUAUAUCGACCAUUGCCCUGGGGCAUUUGCGACGCCACCUGGCAAUUAUUCCCCAAAGUCCAGUAUUGCUUUCUGGCACUGUGCGAUCAAAUCUUGAUCCAUUCGGAGAGUAUGCGGAUGGCAUAUUGUCUCAUGCUCUAGAGCAGGUCCACUGGACUAAGCUAGCCGGUGUGCCCUCUACGAAUGCACUGGAUGCUCCAAUAUCUACAGAAGGGAGUAACUGCUCCCACGGUCAACGCCAGCUAUUGUGUCUAGCUCGAGCUAUGCUGGCGAAACCAGCAGUCAUGAUUCUCGAUGAAGCGACCUCGGCCGUGGACAGAGAUACGGAUGAGCUUAUCCAGCAAUCUAUUCGUGCAAAUUGCCAAGGAACUACGUUGUUGGUGAUCGCGCAUCGCAUCCAAACGAUAGCUGAUUUCGAUAAGGUGCUAGUGUUGGAUAAUGGAGAAGUAGUAGAAUUCGGACCUCCAGCGACGUUAAUGGCAAGAAAUGGGCUUUUUACGCAGAUGGUGAAGGCAGAUGCGAAUUGCGGGGCUCGAGAAAACUAUCAUGAAGCGAUUUGUCAAGUAGGCUGA